Molecule: messenger RNA, 1144 nt
Organism: Marasmius oreades (fairy-ring Marasmius)
Lineage: Eukaryota; Fungi; Basidiomycota; Agaricomycetes; Agaricales; Marasmiaceae
Exons: 2
Coding region: 229-1077 (282 amino acids)
Source: RefSeq, a predicted model, not a curated record
GCAGGUAGAAUGGAACUUCAAGCUCAAGGUCUGUUCUCCAUUCUCCGACUCACAUUUCGCCUGGCACCUGGUAGCAGAAUAGUUGACAUAUAAAAGGCGACGUUCACCUGUUCUGCUCACUGCCAGGUCCUCUAAGCAAACAACACCUUGGUCUGUUCUCAGUCCUCUGACUCGCAUUUCGCUGACUACCACAAAAGCUUUCCCCUGUCAACCUUUCAAUCCAAGACAAUGACCUUCUUCACCGAACUUGAGGAUAUCAUCUACGCCCCAGUCGAGUACAUUCCUGUGGUGGGCACAGUGUUUUCCUUCAAACGAGCACACAUCGCCUACAGCGAGGCAGACUGGAAGCGACAUUGGCAAUCCGUUUCCAACUUUGGGUGGGGACUCGUAAGAGAUGCCGUCCUAAUUUCUGGGACAGCCGAAGCCGCCCCAGUUAUCGUCAUUCACGCGAUGGCCGAAGCCCUUACCGACAAGCUCGUCGAGGUCUACGCAGCCAAAUCCGCCGAGGAGGCUAAGAUCCCAAUGAAGAAGCGUAUUUCUACAGCAAAUUACCACUUGCUCGUUACUGGCGAGACCAAGGAAAAGAGUGAGGCAACGGCCAAACAGCUCUUUCGUGAUGGCCACCCGAAAGGCCUCCGUUACUUUCACCGUUCUCACUUUGUAGGGAGGUUCACCCACCCAAAGUUCGCUGCAAGAGGCGAGAACAUUUCUCUCCAUCUUCCUAAUGGCUUUUACCCCGGGGCUACGUGCAUCUUCUCCUGGAAGUGGACCAAGGACGCAGCCGGAGUAAAGAAUAGACCUGAGCACACCAAGGGUACGCUCAAGAUCGAUCCCGGGAACGAUUCCGGGACGUCGACUAGGUUUGACUUGGCGACGAACGAGAAUCACUACAACUUUUGGGGUGAUAUUCUUAGCGAGGACAAGCUUUGGGUAAAAACGAGGAUCGACGGCGACCCCGUUUCUUUUGAAAUGAAGAGAGUUAAGGCCCGGCGGUCCGACGGGUCGUUGCUCCCGUCGCGGGUGAUGCAUGAUGGAGAAGUAAAUAGUUCCACUGACUGGUACGUACCUGGUGCGUAGCGUUUGUUGUUGGUUUGCAUUGUAUGGAAAGUGGUGUGAAUGUAAAAACGACAAAAAGGCCUCGAGC